Molecule: messenger RNA, 3133 nt
Organism: Cuculus canorus (common cuckoo)
Lineage: Eukaryota; Metazoa; Chordata; Aves; Cuculiformes; Cuculidae
Gene: POLDIP3
Product: DNA polymerase delta interacting protein 3
Exons: 9
Coding region: 83-1336 (417 amino acids)
Biological process (GO): mRNA export from nucleus
Cellular component (GO): nucleus
Molecular function (GO): mRNA binding
Source: RefSeq, a predicted model, not a curated record
CGCUCUGGGGGCGGGGCGUACGCGUCGUGAUGUCACUUCCGGGUCUCGCUGGCUGCGUCUCGUCGUUGGGCCCAGCGGCAAGAUGGCGGACCUGUCUCUUGACGAGCUAAUACGGAAGCGCGGUGUGACGCUGAAAGGGAGGCUUAAUACAAGGCCAGUAUUUGGAGGUGUGAGAUCUCGCAUUGGCGUACAGCAAAACAUUCUAAACAGAUCGCCACCACCAGCUGUCAGCUUCCAGCGGACAUUUGAUGCCCGACAGAAGAUUGGACUCACUGAUGCCCGACACAAACUGGGGGUUAAAGAUGCCCGUGAAAAACUGGUUCAAAAGGAUGCUCGUUUCAAAAUCAAAGGGAAGAUGCAGGAUGCUCGAGAGAUGUUGAAUUCCCGUAAACAGCAAAGCGUUGCUGCUGAGAAGGUGACCAAAGUGGUGGAUGCCAGAGAGAAAAUCAGCUUAAAAAGAAGCACUCCAGCUACUAUCAGCCCAACUAUGGGGACAGUAAAUCCAGCCAUGAAAAUCACCAAAACUAUCCAAAAGGCUCCAGUUCCUGGACAGUCUCAUCCUCCGGGAAUGAGGAUCAAUGUGGUGAACAACCAUACACACAAACAGGGUCUGUAUGACAUGGAAGAUGAUGAUGACAGCAUCUCUCCCCUUAGUAGCAAACGGAUGAAGAUCACUACCACAAACAGUUUCCUGCACAAUGCGACUGGGCUGAGUGGCAAUAAAUUCUCCCUGUCCAAGACUGUUCCCCUGACUAAAGUGGUCCAGAAUGAUACUUACACAGCUCCACCCGCACCUCCCUCUCCUAUGCGGACAAAGGCCUUGACAAACAUGUCCCGGACCUUAGUGACAAAGGAGGAGCCUCCAAAAGAACCAGCACCUGUUGAGCUGGCGUUCAGUCCUUUGGAAGGCACAAAGAUGACCGUAAACAAUCUGCAUCCUCGAGUCACAGAGGAAGACAUUGUUGAGUUGUUCUGUGUGUGCGGCGCUCUGAAGCGAGCCCGGCUGGUGCACCCUGGAGUGGCGGAGGUAGUGUUUGUGAAGAAAGAAGAUGCUAUCACAGCAUAUAAGAAAUACAACAACAGGUGCUUAGAUGGUCAACCAAUGAAAUGCAAUCUUCAUAUGAAUGGGAAUGUUAUCACCUCAGACCAGCCUAUAUUGCUCCGAUUGAGUGAUACUCCUUCAGUGAAGAAGGAAGGGGAACCACGCCGGUCAAGUGCAAGCGCCUCCUCAAAUCCCCCAGCUGAGGUGGACCCUGACACUAUCUUGAAGGCACUCUUCAAAUCCUCAGGGGUCUCUGCCUCUGUGCAACCCACAGAAUUCAAAAUUAAACUCUGAGAAGGGAAAGUGCACAGUGGACUGGAACACUCAUCUAAGUUGGUGAAUGAGUUAAGUGCAGGAGUGCAGAUGUUAUUUGCAUUUGCCUGCAUUGAAUUUUUUUGUUUUCUAUGAUCGCUACCUUACUGUACAAUAGUGUUUCCUCUUGUGUGUGUACUUUUUGUUUUCAUAGUUGGAGUUUUCUUCCAUGAUUUUUUUUUCCGAAAGAAUAACCUCCCCCUUCUGCCACUAAUGUAUUACCAAGCGCAUACCAUGUAACUCCCUCCUUUAUUCCAAAACCCCUAGUGGCCAUUAAAAGUGCACAUAGACUUUGAGGGAAGGAGUGGUAAUCUCCUCCUCUUUUCUUCUGAUUGACCUUUUAACUAAAAGGUGCAUCCCCUUGAUUAUCACCAGACAAGAACAUCAUGUGGUUUCUGAAAUUGCUGUGCUGGGUACCAAAUCAGGUGUGGCUCCUGACAGGAAGCACCAUUUUGCAUCUUUGACUUGUAUGCACUCGGUGGCAGAUGACUUCAUUCUGGCUGUUGGACGAUUUUCUGCGUGGCAGCUGUGACACAGAGAAGUGUGAAAACCUGAGCUUCCUGCUGUGUAUACAAACCAACAGAGGCUUCAGGCAGAAAGGAUGUAUGCACGAGUGCACUCUCCAUUGUUCUGUAACAAUGGUACAACUCUGGUAAUGCAGAGAGGUGGGAAGCGGUGGGGAGAAAGGCUCUGGCAUUUGUACAGUAAACCCUUGUAGAGUCAGGCUUAGUUACUGUCUUCUUUCCAGACUGAAAAAUAAGAACUAGGCUUGUGUUCAGAGCUAGAGGAAAUCAAAGCAUUUCACUCCCAUUAAACUGUAUUGCAUCCUCUUGGUAGUGCAGGGACAUGAAUUUUUCCUUACUUUAUAACUUACCUGGUUUCCUAUGAAAAAGAAGAAGCUGAGGCUUUUUUUCAGAUACUAACACAUAGGAAGAAGUCUUUUUUUUUUUGUACCUGGAGACUCAUUUGAGAGAUGUCAUUUUAGCGGUGUUUGGGUGCUGUGUGGGCACGCUGCUUGAGCAUUGCUGCACUUAAUGGCUUCAGGGAGAGAUUUUGGAGAGGAGAGCUGUUAGCACUCUGUCAGGAACGCGUGGGAGAGGAGUGUUGGUAAGUCCUGUCCAGAGCAGAAGGGGUGUACCUCAUGAGAAUCUUUGAGCCACGGGCCACUGAGUGGCACUUCUGACACUUGCUUUGUUAGUACAAUGUGUUGCCAUGGAUGUUUGAAAUUCCUAUUUGUUUGUUCAAAUUGUACUAUAAGAGAAGAAAGCUUAAGAGCCACUUCCAGAAUCUGGUUGGGGUUUGAAAUUGGUCCUUCUAGCUAGGACACUAAUUUAAUCCAUUCUGUUAAGCUCUACUGAACUUCACUGAGCUGUCUGUAACUGUUGUAGGUCCAGAUUCCAUUUCUUGGUCAACCUUAUGUUUCUUUUUUGCUUUCUUGUUUUGUAUUAACUCUUUGCUCAAACCAGUUCAUGCAAACCAUUCCUCUAUCUCACUGUAUCCCUUUUAGCCAUGGAAAUAGCUGAGGACUUGACAGGACUUGUUUUUCCAGAGUACUCUCUUUGGUUUGGAAGCCAACACCAACAUUAUGGGUAGGGUGCUUCAUGUGAACAGCAGAUAUUUGUAGGGGAGGGGACCUAAACAGCUAUUCUCCUUUUUUAGAUUGCCCAUCAACCACCUGUGUUUUAAUAAAACGAAGAACUGGGGGGAGGGGGAGGAAACAUUAGGAAUUGGAGGAGAUAAUGUAUUAUCCGUUUCUGAAUAAACGUUUGUUAUACAGAG